UGAGUGAGUUUGCUGACAGCAUUGUGCUGCUAGCUUGGCGAGCUCGUUUUCGUCAUGUCUGGACGCGGGAAGGGCGGAAAAGGCUUGGGCAAAGGGGGCGCCAAACGGCACCGCAAGGUAUUGCGAGAUAACAUCCAAGGAAUCACAAAGCCUGCUAUCCGGCGCCUUGCUCGUCGCGGUGGCGUGAAGCGCAUUUCCGGUCUCAUUUACGAGGAGACUCGUGGAGUUCUUAAGGUAUUUUUGGAAAAUGUGAUUCGCGAUGCUGUCACCUAUACGGAGCACGCCAAGCGCAAGACCGUGACAGCUAUGGAUGUGGUCUACGCGCUCAAACGACAGGGCCGCACCCUUUAUGGCUUCGGCGGCUAAUCCUUAAAUCAAGUUUCUUCCACAGAACCA
Molecule: messenger RNA, 396 nt
Organism: Otolemur garnettii (small-eared galago)
Lineage: Eukaryota; Metazoa; Chordata; Mammalia; Primates; Galagidae
Product: histone H4
Exons: 1
Coding region: 55-366 (103 amino acids)
Biological process (GO): nucleosome assembly
Cellular component (GO): nucleosome
Molecular function (GO): DNA binding; structural constituent of chromatin; protein heterodimerization activity
Source: RefSeq, a predicted model, not a curated record